UGAGGAUCGUAAUUCGUACGCGCCACAAAAAAACAAAGACCAUAGAAAAAGCGAACGGCAAUACGACACGUCGAUCGAGCCACCAAGGCAACAAUGCCGCUUCUCUCCGCUCAACUCCUGCUGCCCCUCCCCGACGCCCACCACCACCGCGCUCUCCUCCCGCCGCCCGCGUGCGCGGCGCCCUUGCCGUCGUCGUCGUCGUGCUCGCGGCCAUCGUCCCUGCUUCGAUCACGGCGGUCCUCCAACUCCUCGGCGAGAACGGCACUGCGAGUCGUCUCUCCUGAGACCUCCAACGCCGUCGCCACGGACGCCGCGACCGCAGGCGCACAGCCAGGUCGUCGGACGUUCGCCUCAUCUCAUGUUUCGUUGUUCUUUGCUCUUUCCACAGGUUUGGCAGAUAACAGCAAGUGGGCAGAGUUCGCGGCGCGCGUGUCCGGCGAGUGGGACGGCUUCGGCGCGGAGUUCACGGCGGCCGGCGACCCCGUGGAGCUGCCGGAGAACGUGGUCCCGGAGGCGUACCGCGAGUGGGGCGUGCAGGUGUUCGACUGGCAGACGCAGUGCCCCACGCUCGCGGACCCCGCCGCGCCGUGCGCGCUCCACUACCGCCUCGUCCGCCUGCUCCCCACCGUGGGCUGCGAGGCUGACGCCGCCACCGUGCACACCUCCCACCAGCGGCACGCCUCCUCCGCCUUCGCGUUCGCGUACGCCGGCGACGGGUCCUACGUCGCCGCGUGGCCCAAGGGCCCCGCGCCCGUGCUCGAGGUGGAGCACUGCGUCGCGCGCCCCGGCGCCGCCGAGGUGAGGGUCCGGGUGGUGCAGACCGUGGCGCUGGGCAAGGAGGCCCGGCUGCGCGGCAUCAAGGUGUUCUCCGAGCAGUGGUACGGCCCGUUCCGCAACGGCGAGCAGCUCGGCGGCUGCGCCGUCCGGGAGACCGCGUUCGCCGCCGGCGAGAAGCUCGACGUCUCCGAGGUGCUUGGGCAGUGGGAGACCACGGACGCCGCGGCCGCGAGGUUCUCCGGCGAGCUGGACCCCGAGACCGGCAAGUUCGCGGAGCUGUCGCCCGACGAACCAAGCAAGCUGCUGAGGGACGCGGACGGCAUCGUGGCGCUGCCGAAGCAGCUGUGGAGCGCGUUCAAGGAGCUCGGCGACGGCGAGUUCCUGUGCGAGGUCGGGUGGGCGCUGGGCGGCGGCGCCGCGGUGACGUCGCGGUGCGUUCUGUCCAAGGACGGAGACGUCAAGGAGAUGGCUGCUGCAUACGAGUCCCGGGUGUCGGAGGGCACCUGACUUGAGCCUUCAGCUCAUCCACGUCCAGGUUCGGUCAGAUUCUAUUUAGAAUAGAUCAUCAAUAGAAUGGCCAAUUGGCCAUAUACUGUCAUACAACAAACGUGGUGCUCUACGAGCCAGCCAAAUGAAAUUAGCAUUGCCGAAGGCAAACGUAGAACUGCUCUGUCUGACUGCCGGUUCUGAAUUUCUGGGACGGCAGAAUUGUUCAGGAUCUAGAGCAAAACGUGUGCCAGGCUACCAGCAGCGUUCACCGUUUAA
Molecule: messenger RNA, 1542 nt
Organism: Setaria italica (foxtail millet)
Lineage: Eukaryota; Viridiplantae; Streptophyta; Magnoliopsida; Poales; Poaceae
Exons: 4
Coding region: 94-1284 (396 amino acids)
Source: RefSeq, a predicted model, not a curated record